This is a messenger RNA of Labrus bergylta (ballan wrasse), 1084 nucleotides long. NCBI's taxonomy places the organism in Eukaryota, Metazoa, Chordata, Actinopteri, Labriformes, Labridae. The record is from RefSeq and is a predicted model, not a curated record.
AUGGAGGUUCUGUGUUUGCCAAGGUUGCCCCGGGUCGCGGUGUGUGGCGGUACCCAUGGCAAUGAGCUGUCUGGGGUGUACUUGGUUAGAGAGCUGCUUAAAGCGAAGAAGCAGGCGUUGAAGGAGGAAAAAGAGGAGAAACCACUGUCAGUGCUGAUGGUUCUGGGGAACCCAAAGGCUGUGCAGCUCUGCCGCAGAUAUGUUGACACAGAUUUGAACCGCUGUUUCACCCAUGCCAUCCUUAAUUGUCCCUUGUCAGACAGGCCACCCUACGAAAUGAUCAGAUCAAGAGAUCUGAAUGCCUUGCUGGGUCCCAAAGGAACUCGUGAAUCGGUGGAUCUUGUUUGCGACCUUCACAACACCACUGCCAACAUGGGAUUGUGCUUCAUCGCAUACUCUGACUGUGACUGGAUCUGCCUGCACAUAUUCAAAUACCUGCAGAUGCAGCUGCCCGACGUACCAAUGAGGUACAUCCAUUUCGACGUCUCUAAUAAAGAAUCAUAUUCUCUUGAUUCAGUAGGAAAACACGGCUUUGCCAUGGAGAUUGGCCCCCAACCCCAUGGGGUGGUGAGGUCAAACAUCUAUACAGCGAUGAAAUUAGGCGUGCAGCACAUGAUGGAUUGGAUCCAUUUCUUCAACUCAGGUACUAUUUUUGAAGGAGGACUUGUGGAGGUGUUCACCAUGGUUAAAAACAUUGACUACCCAAGAGACAGUGAAACACGCAACAUCACCGCAGCCAUUCAUCCUCAACUCCAGGACAGAGACUUCUGCCUGCUUCACCCGGGAGACCCGUUGUUCCAGACAUUCUCAGGUGAAACACUGAGUUAUAAAGGAAAAGAACCUCUUUAUCCUUUCUUCAUCAAUGAAUGUGCUUAUUAUGAGAAGGGCAUCGCUCUCUCCCUCGCAAGAAAAAGGCGUGUGAUCAUUCCUGCAAUCCGGGUGCAGACAGAGGAGGAGCAACAGGCUAACGAAGAGAAUUUUGCAUCGGAGGAAGAAGAUUGAGGAUGGACUUGACAUGAUGAGACUGACGUGACCAUGAAUUCAAUUUUACAAAAAGCGUUUAUUGAAACGACAGCUGAUGAUG